GCGCCUCACUUCCGGGAUUUCUUGACACGCCCGAAUCCUCGGCAAAAACCUCCCAUCACUCAUGAAAAUCUGUUUACUUGAUGAAUCGAAGGGUCUCCUGUAUACGAUACGUUAUAUGAAUGUUAAGCGUGUCAAUAUUUUUGUCACAGCAGCUGCGUCUCCGCUGUGUUAUUGUUGAUACGAAAUUGCGGGUCGAGCUAACGUCAGAUAAUUUGAAGCUCAUAUAAUUCCAAGAGACAACUGGCAAUAAGACACGAGCAUGCCAAAUGAGGCUGACCACAACGAGGGUGGAGGAGACAAGGAGUCUGAGGAGAGUGCACAGGAUUCUUCUGAGCAGUCAGUGAGGAAGCGAGUCCGAACAAAUACACCAAGUCCACACAGAGGAGCAAACGCUCCACAAGCCAGCCCACCCAGGUUUGUGUCUGUGGAGGAGUUAAUGGAAACAGCAAAAGGAGUUACCAAUAUGGCUUUGGCCCAUGAAAUAAUGGUGAACCAGUCUUUUCAAGUUAAACCAUCUGAGCUUCCUGAAGGAAGUUUGGAGCGCAGAGUGAAAGAGAUUGUACACCAAGCAUUCUGGGAUUGUCUAGAAGCUCAAUUAAAGAAGGAUCCACCACAGUACAGCCAUGUUAUCCAACGGCUGUCUGAAAUUAAAGAGACGUUGCUAUCUUUCUUGCUGACGGGCCAUAGUCACUUGCGGUCCCGAAUUGAGGAGGUUCUUGAUCUGACUCUAAUCCAGCAGCAGGCGGAGAAAGGAGCACUGGACGUUGGUGCCCUUUCCAAUUUCAUUAUUGAGAUGAUGGGAUCGCUUUGUGCUCCCUGCAGGGAUGAGGAUGUCAGUAAACUAAAGGAGAUUACCGAGUUUGUCCCUUUGCUCAAGGCCAUAUUCUCAUUAUUGGACCUGAUGAAGUUGGACAUGGCUAAUUUUGCUGUAAACAGCAUCAGGCCUCAUCUGAUGCAGCAGUCCGUUGAGUAUGAGAGGAACAAGUUCCAGGAGUUUCUGGACAGACAACCAAAUGCUUUAGACUAUACUGAGAAAUGGCUUAAGGACACAUUAAAGAACUUGAGAGGGGCUUCUUCCACUGAGGCCUCAGCUGAUCCUCCUGCUUUCCUCCCAGCUAAUGUCCAUAAUCAAGCGUAUUUGCGCCUGCUUAAAUGGGAACACCUCUCAGAGCCCUUUCCUGAGACAAUGUUGAUGGAUCAGGUUCGGUUCCAGGAAAUGCAGCAAAUAACUGAACAAUUAGUUCUACUUUCAUCGAUAUUACUCAUAGUUUACACAACCACGGGGGAAGCCAUCUCAGGCAUUCCGGGGCUCAUGGAGACGCUUAAAAACACUGUUCAUGCCAUGCUUGCAGAUAUGCAUGCACCGUCUUUCAAUCUGCAAGAGACCCUAGUGACCACUGGGGAGAAACUGUGCAUGGAGCUAAGUCAAUGUUUAACCCAGCAUGGCUCCGCCGCAUUAUCUACUGACCAAAAAAACAUUCUGAUGGGGCAAAUCUCUGCCACCAUCCAGCCGGACAACACAGUCCGUCAGUUGAUGGACUCUCGGGUUCAGAGCUACCUGCUGGCCACUCUGGAGUCCAGUCAACACAAGACCCCUCCUCCUAUACCUGGAGGUCUUGCACCCAUCUGCAAGGAGCUACAAGCACUUGCUGUUCGCUUCAGUUGUCUCGUCAAUUUCAAUAAGCUGGUCUUCUCCCCAUUCUACCGAAAGAUUCUCCAAGAGUGCUUCUCAUCAGGAGGUUGUGCCAGCACAAAGACGUAAGCGCUAUGACAGUGAUGUUAGGUACAUUUUCAAGCUAACACUUGAAUUCAACAAAAGGAGCUGAGGAUAAUGAUAACACAUUUAAAACACAUUAAAAUCACUACAUGGAGG
This is a messenger RNA of Hippocampus comes (tiger tail seahorse), 1873 nucleotides long. RefSeq names its product t-complex 11, testis-specific-like 1 (gene tcp11l1). Gene Ontology annotation, biological process: signal transduction. The transcript has 10 exons. NCBI's taxonomy places the organism in Eukaryota, Metazoa, Chordata, Actinopteri, Syngnathiformes, Syngnathidae. The record is from RefSeq and is a predicted model, not a curated record. The coding region runs from base 260 to 1762 and encodes 500 amino acids.